AUGGAUGUCAAUAAUGCAUUCUUACAAGGGGAUUUGCUUGAAGAAGUUUACAUGGAAGUUCCUCAAGGUGGCUACAAACAAAGUUCCUAUGAUCAUUCCUUAUUCACCAAACAUGCAAGAGGAGAAAUAGUUAUCAUCUUAGUGUACAUUGAUGAUCUCUUAAUCACUGGAAGCAGCAAGGAAUUGAUACAGGAAGCUAAAGGAACUUUGCAUAACAAUUUUAAGAUAAAAGACCUAGAAGAGUUGAGAUAUUUUCUGGGAAUUGAAGUAAUGAGGUCCAAAGAUGGCAUACUACUCAAUCAAAUGAAGUAUGCACUUGGACUAAUAUCUGAUCUAGGACUCAGUGGUUCUAGGCCUGUAACCACACCAUUAGAAGUCAAUUUGAAGCUUACAACAAUAGACUAUGAUGAAUAUGUUGGAGGUGUCAAUGAUCUUGUACUUGAAGAUAUAACAACUUAUGAAGAUUUGAUUGGGAGGUUGUUAUACCUCACCAUCACCAGAUCUGAUGUCAGUUUUGGAGUGCAAGUCCUACGCCAUUUCAUGCAAGGACCAAAGAUUUCACACUGGAAUGCAACAUUGAGGCUAGUGAAGUAUAUAAAGAAUGCACCGGGAUAA
Molecule: messenger RNA, 615 nt
Organism: Nicotiana tabacum (common tobacco)
Lineage: Eukaryota; Viridiplantae; Streptophyta; Magnoliopsida; Solanales; Solanaceae
Source: RefSeq, a predicted model, not a curated record